AAUUGGCAUUUAAAAUACUUCUCUAGUUGACCGGUUCUUGUAUUACUACAACUAUAAAAAAAAAAAAAAAAAAGAAAAAGAAAGAAAAACUGUUUUCAAUGCCAAAAAUUAACAGAGCACCCUUAAAAACAUGUUUUGCAAUGGUGAAAAUGGAAAGGAAGACUAAUGCAAUUCAUAAGCCCAAAAAUACUCAACCUGAUUUGUAUAGAGUCGAUGUUGAUGGCAAAGUGAUCUAUACUGGUGGUAAAAACAAAAGUGUGGAUGAAGAACUUUUUGAGUUGUGUGCUUUAAGUGGAGUUAAAAUGGACAUAGAUGUCUUUAACAUUGUCAUUGAUUUGUUGCGAACAAAUGUUAAUCCAAAUACAAUAUUGGAUGUUUUUAAAAAAAUGUCAAAUCAGCAACCACAAAAUAUUAAAAGUAAAAGCAAAGCUGAUAAAGUUCUUAUGACCAAAACUAGUUCAGAAACUCAAAGUGACAAACUAAGUGAACAAUAUAAAAAUGUAGAAGUAAUUUAAUUUAUGUUAUUUAAUUGUUCACAGUUUUCAUGCUAAUAAUAGUUCCCUUUCUUGUUAUUCUAUAUUAGUCAAUGUAUGUACUAAAGCCCUCCAGCUCCAUAUUUUAGGAUAACAUGGCCAGCGGCAGAUGUUUUGGGCUCUGUCAGAUGGCAUUAAAUUGCUGAUGUAAAUGUGCUUUUAUAGUUGUGUGUGUAUAUAUAUCUUUAUGUAAUACUGUGUAAUAUUGUUAGCGUUGUACUAAUACAAUAUAUCUAUACAAAUUAUAUAAUA
This is a messenger RNA of Hydra vulgaris (swiftwater hydra), 785 nucleotides long. RefSeq names its product mitotic-spindle organizing protein 2. Gene Ontology annotation, cellular component: centrosome; spindle. NCBI's taxonomy places the organism in Eukaryota, Metazoa, Cnidaria, Hydrozoa, Anthoathecata, Hydridae. The record is from RefSeq and is a predicted model, not a curated record.